Molecule: messenger RNA, 3986 nt
Organism: Cygnus olor (mute swan)
Lineage: Eukaryota; Metazoa; Chordata; Aves; Anseriformes; Anatidae
Gene: DNAJC10
Product: DnaJ heat shock protein family (Hsp40) member C10
Exons: 23
Coding region: 531-2921 (796 amino acids)
Biological process (GO): protein folding in endoplasmic reticulum
Cellular component (GO): endoplasmic reticulum
Molecular function (GO): disulfide oxidoreductase activity
Source: RefSeq, a predicted model, not a curated record
GGUCCGGCCCCGAGCCGGAUCCCGGCGCGGGCCGCCCUUCCGCCGGCGCCGGGGAGAAGGCGCUGCCGACCCAUGCUGCUCCGCGCCCGGCCCGCCGCCGCCGAACGGUGAGAGCCGCGCUGCGGGCAGGGCACGGCAGGGGUCCGGAGCGGAGCGGGCGGCAACCCCACCCCGGGCGCCCCCGGCGCCCCCGGCGCCCCCCGGCCUCUCCGGCCUCUCCGGCCUCUCUGCUCCAUUGCCUCACGGCCACGGCCCUGCGCCGGCCCCCGCGCCCGGCCGGUCAGCGAGAGGCUUCCAGCGCCCUCCGGCCCCGAACCCCGGCUGCGAACGGCGCGGUCCUUGGGAGAAGUGUCCCCCCGGGGCGCUGCGAAUUGUAAUUCUUGCAAGACUUGUGAUGUGAGGUAGGACAACUAGGAUUUUGAAGAGGUCUGUCAUAAGUACAGCAUAUCUCCAAACAUCAGUGGAUUUACCAAAGACUCUUCUCAAAGCCUGCUUGAAUCAGAACCUGUAAACUUUCCAGAAGUUUCACGAUGGAGUUCAUAUUGUUCAAAGGAGAUCAUACCAGAUAUUUGAGAUUUUUACUGUUAGUUUUAGUAUGUGCAAUAGUUCUUGUGUGCACUGAUCAGGACUACUAUAGUUUACUUGGAGUAUCCAAAGAAGCAAGCAGUAGAGAAAUAAGACAAGCAUUCAAAAAACUGGCAUUAAAGUUACACCCUGAUAAAAAUCAGAACGAUCCAAACGCACAUGAAAAUUUUUUGAAAAUAAAUAGAGCCUAUGAAGUACUUAAAGAUGAAGAUCUACGGAAGAAGUAUGAUAAAUAUGGAGAGAAAGGCCUUGAAGACCAGCAGCAAGGAGGUCGUUAUGAAAGCUGGCACUUUUAUCGCUAUGAUUUUGGUAUUUAUGAUGAUGAUCCUGAAAUUAUAACAUUGGAUCGAGGAGAAUUCGAUGCUGCUGUUAACUCUGGAGAGUUGUGGUUUGUGAAUUUUUAUUCUCCUCGGUGUUCCCACUGCCAUGAGUUAGCACCUACGUGGAGGGAGUUUGCUAAAGAGAUGGAUGGAGUAAUACGCAUUGGAGCUGUCAACUGUGGAGAUAAUAGAAUGCUUUGUCGAAUUAAAGGGAUUAACAGUUAUCCAAGUCUGUAUGUUUUCAAAACUGGAAUGCAACCUGUGAAAUACUAUGGAGACAGGUCAAAAGAAAGCUUAAAGAACUUUGCUAUGCAGUAUGUUACAAGCACAGUCACGGAGUUAUGGGCAGGAAACUUUGUUAAUGCCAUUGAAACUUCAUUUGCUUCUGGCCUUGGUUGGUUGAUCACCUUCUGUGCUGAACGUGGGGAUUGCUUGAGUUACCAAACACGUCUUAAGCUUGCUGGCAUGUUGGAAGGCCUUGUUAAUGUAGGCUGGAUGGACUGUGGCACUCAGGGUGAGCUUUGUGAUAAUUUAGAUAUCUCAUCUAGUACUACAGCAUACUUUCCACCUGGAGCCACCAUAAAUAACAAAGAGAAAGGAGGUGUUUUGUUUCUUAACUCCUUGGAUGCCAGAGAAAUAUAUCAGGAAGUAAUGAAGCAUCUGCCUGACUUUGAAAUUAUUUCUGCAGCAUCAUUAGAGGACCGUCUAGCUCAUCACAGAUGGCUAAUUUUCUUCCAGUUUGGGGAAAAUGACAAAUCAAGUGUACAGGAAUUUAAGAAACUUAAAUCUUUACUAAAAGAUGAACAUAUUCAGGUUGGCAAGUUUGACUGUCUUUCCUCACCAACCAUCUGCAAGAAGCUAUAUGUCUAUCAGCCAUGUCUAGCAGUCUUCAAAGGAAAAGGAAUUGAAGAUUAUGAAAUUCAUCAUGGAAAGAAGAUCUUAUAUGACAUCGUUGCAUUUGCCAAAGAAAGUGUCAACUCUCAUGUUAUCACACUGGGACCUCAGAAUUUUCCUGGCAAAGAGAAGGAACCAUGGCUUGUGGAUUUCUUUGCACCAUGGUGUCCUCCUUGUCGAGCUUUGUUACCAGAGCUGAGAAAAGCAUCAAAACAUCUUUAUGGUCAGCUUAAAUUUGGAACGCUAGACUGUACUGUCCAUGAAGGGCUUUGCAACAUGCAUAAUAUUCGAGCUUAUCCAACAACAGUUUUGUUCAAUCAGUCCGAUGUUCAUGAAUAUGAAGGACAUCACUCUGCUGAGCAGAUCUUGGAGUUUAUAGAGGAUCUUAGGAAUCCAUCAGUGAUCUCCCUAACACCAGAGACUUUUGUUGAAUUAGUUGAGAGAAGAAAACGAGAGGAAGUCUGGAUGGUUGAUUUCUAUGCUCCAUGGUGUGGACCCUGUCAAGCUUUAAUGCCAGAAUGGAAAAAAAUGGCCAGGAUGUUAAAUGGAUUAAUCAGUGUAGGCAGCGUGGACUGUCAAAAAUACUAUUCUUUCUGUCACCGAGAAAGCGUCCAGGGAUAUCCUGAAAUAAGACUCUUUCCUCAAAAAUCAAAGACAGCUCAUCAAUAUUAUAGCUACAAUGGAUGGCACAGAGAUUCGUAUUCACUGAGAGGCUGGGCAUUAGGGUAUUUACCACAAGUGUCUGUAGACCUGACUCCUCAGAGUUUCACAGAAAAGGUUCUGAAUGGGAAAGAUCACUGGGUCAUUGAUUUUUAUGCUCCUUGGUGCGGACCUUGCCAAAAUUUUGCUCCUGAAUUUGAGAUCCUUGCAAGGGCUGUUAAAGGAAAAGUAAAAGCUGGAAAAGUAGACUGUCAAGCAUAUGGUCAGACCUGUCAAAGUGCUGAUAUCAGAGCCUACCCUACUGUUAAGUUUUACCCCUACCAAGGAAUGAAGAAAAGUGUUCUUGGGGAAUAUAUAGACAGCAGAGAUGCAAAAGGUAUUGCUGACAUUUUGAAUGAAAAAGUAGAAGCAAUUGAAAAUAAAGGAAAAAGAAAAAAAUCUAGAAAUAAGGAUGAACUCUAAAUGGUACUGGAGGCGGUGGAUAACAUGAAAAAUACACUGAAGCUGUGAAUAUAGAAGACACCAUAAGGAAAACAUAAAGCCAGUUACAUUCAUGACAAGACAAAUGAAAAUAGUUUGAGUUCAUGGACACAUGUGACUGCGUAUAUGAAUUCUGUUAAACUGUGGGGAGAUGAAAGCAUUUUUGUUUUGGUGGAGGCAUUCAAUGUUUCUGCAAAUGAACUGCGCGUGUCCCUCUUCUGAUACGCCAACUACCUUCUUCCUAGUCCAACAGUGGAGUUAACCAGAAACAUGGACUGUAUCACUUCUGUCUACCCAUUUUCUAUUUCCUUACAUUUUUCUUGUCUGUUUCCAAACACUUUUGAAUGUGGCACUCAGCCUGUGGCUGAAUAUGCACUCAAACCACUCUGCAAUGCAGAAACACAAUGAGGGAUUGUCUAGUUGAAAGACAGUUAAUCUGCUUUGGGUUUGUAUUAUUGUUUAGUCAGUUGCUAAGAGAUUAAAAUCAGGAAUUGGUAGCAGGACAGGUUUAUUGAAUUCCAGUGUUCCUGCCCUUCAGCACAUUACUGUGGCACUGGUGGUGGUAGCAGGAUUAAGACUGAAGAGCUUCUCUGGUUGUUUGGUUUUGAGGUUUUUGUUUGUUUUUUUAAUCAAAAAAUAAAUUAAGGACUUUGAACUUUGUGUUUCACUGACUUUUAAGAUUUGAAUUAUGCCAUAGAAGCAUCUGUUUAUGAGCUAAUACCUUAAUGUUAUUAUUGUCUUUUUAAAUAUGAAUAUAUUCUGUGGACAUGUUUAACCUCUCUUGGUAUUGCCACUUUUCCUUCCUCUGAAGACGUGUGAGUUUUGUUUCAAAUAGUCAUUUGCAAAUAGGAUAGCAAGUGCCUUUUUAAUUUAAUAAUGAACACUGUACAUUGCAACAUCUACUCAUGCAUCUUAAUGUAAAUCCUGCUUUUACAGUACUAUUUUUCAUAGCUUCUCCCUAGACAAAAAAUACUGAAGACAAACUACUACAUUUAGGAGUUUGUUGAAAUAUUUCAUUUUUUUCAAUAAAAUGCUGCUGAGUGUGUC